Messenger RNA from Ailuropoda melanoleuca (giant panda), 2973 nucleotides. RefSeq names its product zinc finger protein 18 (gene ZNF18). Gene Ontology annotation, biological process: regulation of transcription by RNA polymerase II. The transcript has 8 exons. Bases 808 to 2445 code for a protein of 545 amino acids. The record is from RefSeq and is a predicted model, not a curated record. Gene Ontology annotation, molecular function: DNA-binding transcription factor activity, RNA polymerase II-specific; RNA polymerase II cis-regulatory region sequence-specific DNA binding. Lineage: Eukaryota; Metazoa; Chordata; Mammalia; Carnivora; Ursidae.
AGGGGCGGCGGGGCCGAGGGCACUCUGGGGUAGUGGAGACGCCGCUGCCCGGAGCCGGGUCUGCGCCCCGGAGUCUGUGGACCCCGGAUUCCCGGCCACGCCCCUGGGCCGGCACCGAAACCGGGCCGCUUCCUCGGCCUUCCUCCAGAGGCUGGAAAGAGGGGCCCCGCGUGGGCCGCUGCCCAGAGCCUUUCUCCCUGGGGUGCUGUGGGCGUUGGGGAGGGAGAGUGGAGGAUACCUGGGUGGGGAUCGCUGCCCCGGCCUCUGGGACGCAAAAUACCGGUGGCCCCCAAACCUCACGGGGUUUGUGACAGUCCCCAAACCUGCCCCCCAAAUUCCCCAACGUCAGCAGCUCUCCUCCCCAAAACACAGGCCGUGCUUGGAGCUUCGUGGGUUCCAAUUCGGCUAUCCCUUGUGAGCCUCCGAGGUUCCUAAUCAGUCAACUCUGAUACUUGCCUUGCAGGGGGCUUGUGAGGAUUAGAAAUGGCAUGAACAGGGCCUAAUAUGGAGCUGAUACGUAGUGUUGGAGAAAAAAUUACUCAUAUGCUCGUUAAAGACGGUAAGGCAGAGUUUAUUCAGGGGGGCUACUACAACGCUGUUUUUCAGGAGCGGAGAGCAAUUGGGCUGCACUCUGCAACAAUGAGGAGUGGAGAAUGAUAGCCAAGGAGCCCGGUGGGGCGGCGUGAGGGCCCUGGCUCUCCCUCCCUCUCUAGCGCCCCUGUGAGAGCCUCAGUGAAGACUUGGUCCUCCCCAGCGGCAACUCCGCCCCGGAAACACUUCACCUAAAAGGACUUGCCACGCCAGAGGAUGCGUGUCGAGCUGGGGCAGGUCCCGGUCCUGCCGCCGCUGCCGGCGAAGGCUGAAGACUCCCCAUUCUCUGGACCAGAUGCAGCGCCUCGAGGGGAGCUCUCUAACCCCGAAACUGCACGCCAGCUUUUCAGGCAGUUUCGUUACCAGGUGACGUCUGGGCCCCACGAGACGCUGAGACAGCUUCGGAAGCUCUGUCUCCAGUGGCUGCAGCCAGAGGUUCACACGAAGGAGCAGAUCCUAGAAAUCCUCAUGUUGGAGCAGUUCCUGACCAUCCUGCCCGGGGAGAUCCAGAUGUGGGUGCGGAAACAGUGCCCCGGCAGCGGAGAGGAGGCGGUGACCCUUGUGGAGAGCUUGAAGGGAGACCCUCAGAGACUGUGGCAGUGGAUCAGCAUCCAGGUUCUAGGACAGGAGAUCUUAUCACAGAAGAUGGAAUCUGCAAGCUGCCAAAUGGGGGAAGUGGAGCGCCAUCUUGAAGUAGGGACUCAGGAGCCGGGACUUCAGGACUCACCGUGCAGGCCUCUGGAGCCUCCAAGCCAUCCAGUGAAAGAGGAAUCUGACAUGGAACAAGAAUUAGUGAUGGCUGCCCCGCCUCCCGCCCCACCAGAGGAAAGGCUCAUCGGAGACCAGGAGUUUGGAGCCUCCUUUCUCCAAGCAUCACCUCCGGAGCAUUGGAGGCACCUGGAUUCCACUCAGAAGGAGCAGUACUGGGAUCUCAUGCUGGAGACCUACGGGAAAAUGGUCUCAGGAGGCAUUUCCAAUUCCAAGUGUGAUCUGACUAAUUCAACAGAGUAUGGGGAAGAGCUGGCGGGACUGCACCUUCAUGUUGGCGAGAAGAUCUCAAGACCCACCUGCAUAGGAGACAGGCAGGAGAAUGACAAAGAGAACGUGAAUUUGGAAAAUUGUAGAGGCCAGGAAGCUUCCGAAGUCUCCUGUCAAGCGUCAGGAGAGGCACCUUCGCAGGCCUCCUUGGGUGGCCUCUUCAGUGAGGAUGAACCGAGGUGCUUUGGAGAAGGAGACAGUCUCCCCGAGGCUCUGGAAAACCUUCAGGGUGAGGGGCCUGUGGGCCAGCUCUCAUCGCACGGCAGGAAUUCUGGGAAGCAUCAUUUGGCUAAUCCCCAUCCAGAAGAACUGUCCCUGCUGUGGCUGGAGGAGAAGAGAGAGGCGUCUCCGAAAGGGCAGCCGAGAGCCCCCAUGGCCCAGAAACUACCCACCUGCAGGGAGUGUGGGAAAACCUUUUAUAGGAAUUCUCAGCUGGUUUUCCACCAAAGAACUCACACCGGAGAGACGUACUUUCAGUGCCCUACCUGCAAAAAAGCCUUUCUGCGGAGUUCAGACUUCGUGAAGCAUCAGAGGAUCCACACGGGAGAGAAGCCCUGUAAAUGCGAUUACUGUGGGAAAGGCUUUAGCGACUUCUCGGGGUUGCGUCACCAUGAGAAGAUCCACACGGGAGAGAAACCCUAUAAAUGUCCCAUCUGUGAGAAAAGUUUUAUUCAGAGAUCCAACUUUAAUCGACACCAGAGAGUUCACACAGGAGAGAAACCUUACAAGUGUUCCCGCUGCGGGAAGAGUUUUAGCUGGAGCUCGAGCCUUGAUAAACAUCAAAGAUCCCAUUUAGGGAAGAAGCCGUUCCAGUAGUCAGGCUCUCUUAGCCCAGUUCUGGCUCUGGUCUAUUUAAAAAUACUUCGUUCUGUCUGGAGCAGUUGCAGCCCCGAACGACCAGCCCUGUUCCCUCUCUGUCUCUCUUUUUUUUCAUGGAAGAGAGAGGAGAGGUACCUGAACACGGCUUUGGACUGGGAGGACGUGGUGGCCUCCGGGUUGGAUUUUGCGUCGGUUUAUUUUCUUGCUUCUGCGUCAGGAGAAGGAAUAAUCUUCAUCUUUCAGCUCAUUUCUUGUUUUGGAUUCCUCGGGGAAAAAAGUAGCACUUGGAAAGCCUGUUUCACAGGUGCCGUGUGGGGAGUUUAACUGGAUUAGCCGCAGUUGCUGCUCGUGGGAAGGCCCUCAGGUCAACUCUUUAGGUUGAGGGUUCUAGAACAGGUCUCCUGUUCCAGAAGGGGCAGUGGAGAGGGCCAGCGAGCUCCUGUGUGUUGUUUGUCAAACUGGUACAAAAUUAACUUCAGGUGUCCCUCGUUUUAAAUAAACUUCUUAAAGGCACUCCCUAUCUUA